This is a messenger RNA of Candidula unifasciata, 780 nucleotides long. Lineage: Eukaryota; Metazoa; Mollusca; Gastropoda; Stylommatophora; Geomitridae. The record is from the annotation of a GenBank genome assembly.
AUGGCCUCCGUAAACAGUUCGUCUCCACUCAGUCUUUUCUACAGAUAUUUCCAUUAUACGCUGUCUUUGCUCGUAGUCGUUCUUGUCAUUGUCACUUUUGGCAAUUUUCAAGUUUUCAUUUCAAAGCAAACGUUACAUCAGUGGGAUGGAGACAUUCCAGUGUUGGUACGUUUCCUUGGAAACUGCUUCCUGUUGCUUGUUUUCAUCAUGCAACACAGUGUCAUGGCAACUGAGUGGUUCAAGUCCAAUUUGGCAACAUGGUUGCAGAUAAAUGUGUCUGAGAGGUUGCUCUAUGUGACCUGUACUUGCAUCACACUCCUGUUUCUGAUCCUCUGGUGGCAGUCAAUUCCGGAGACUUAUCUGUGGUACAUUGACACUGAGCAGCGUAGUUUCCUGUGGCUGUUCUUUUUUCUGCUGCACCUUGUGGGUUGGGUUGCACUCGGGCUUGAAGUGCUGAUUAUGGAUUUUAGAGAAAUGAUUGGGGUUGAUCAGGUUUAUCGAUAUUACAACCAUCAGAACCCUCUGUUACUGAGGAGAGCAAGGAAGCUGAGAGAGAUCUACUCUCGAAUGAGACAUCCUGGUGCUGUCAUUCUAACAACCCUGCUCUGGCUGCAUCCACUGAUGACCCUGGAUCGUCUUAUUCUUGCAUGCACUUUGACCUCUUACACAAUUGGCCAUCAUAGUUUUGAUGAAUCUCAUUAUGAAUUUGCAGAGAAAUAUUUCACGGUGCAGUUCUCGGAGACAGUGCACAAGUCUUAUACAAGAAAUCAACAUUCAUAG